AAUUUAUUUAACCUGAUGCACUGGUAUUCGCAACUCCAAUUCCCACAAUUCACUGCGCGACGUGACGUCACGUAUUCCGUGCGUCUUCCGUGUCAUCGGCACCCGGCCCUGGCAUAGGAUAGAGCAUUAUUCAGGAUGGUGGAAGCUGAGCCUCUUUGGUGGGAGCAGCUAGGCUCUUGCUUCGUGCGGCACUACUACCAGUUAUUUGAAAGUGACAGAGCAAAACUUGCAGAUCUGUAUAUUCCAGAGUCAUUACUAACCUGGGAGGGAGACAUACUCCAUGGAAAAGAAUCAAUUAUGAAGAAACUCCUUAAUUUGGACUUCAAAAAAAUAGAGCAUACAAUUACAGCACAGGACCACCAACCGACCCCAGACAACUGUGUCCUGAGUAUGGUUGUCGGACAGCUAAAAGCUGACAACGAUCACAUCAUGGGUUUUCAUCAGAUUUUCUUCCUGAGGGAAAUAAACGCAUCGUGGGUGUGCACCAAUGAAAUUUUCAGGCUGUCCCUUCACAACUUUGCCUAGCCAAUUCCUCCACUCUGAUGGGCAUGGGCAGCAAUAGUGAAGGAUGCUGUAUAAUGAUGGAGGGAAAGGAAGACUUGAACUUCCCUCCUUCUGACUGCUUUGUUUGUUGGACGAGCAUGCGAACACCGGAAUCUAGAUGUCAAACUUAAAACCCAGUACAAAUGCUACUCCAUUUUGUUUUAUAUGCUGACAGUCAGAUAUUCUAUCAGACAUUCACUGAUUUGUUCUACUUUUGGUCAUGUUUUGUCCAUUCAGUCUCAGACCAAGCUUGGGUUUUCAGUUUUACAUUGCGUCUUGCCAUGCUGAUAUGUUAUGAAGUUUGCUCUGGAUUUCUUUGGUGUGAUUAGUUUUUAAUAUUCCUUGAUAGAGUGCUGCACUAUCAUAACAAUUGCUGAUUCCCAUAUCACCACCAAAGACUUACAGCGGACAAUAAUAUCUGACUUAGCUAUGUUAGUCAGCAUUUGUUCUGUCCGUCUGUCUGACUUCCCUCCACAGAAAAAAAUGGCAUUUUAUCUGGACAAGAGAAAAAAUUCACAAUAAAACCUGGCCUUUUUUCAUAAUAA
Nerophis lumbriciformis (worm pipefish) is the source of this 1088-nucleotide messenger RNA. It is a transcript of the gene nutf2, whose product is annotated as nuclear transport factor 2. The record is from RefSeq and is a predicted model, not a curated record. Gene Ontology annotation, biological process: nucleocytoplasmic transport. NCBI's taxonomy places the organism in Eukaryota, Metazoa, Chordata, Actinopteri, Syngnathiformes, Syngnathidae.